AUGCCGAGCCCAUUCACAAAUCGUGGCAACUCAGAGGUUCCUCGUGCUCAGAAGGCUAAAUCUCAUUCAAAAAAGAAGCAAGAUUCGUCAUCUGCUGAUCAAAAUAGCAAAUUUGUAUCUUUUGAUAAGCUUCCAAAACCUCCGAAGGAGAUUCUUGAUAUGCCUUUGGACCAGUUUUAUGCCAAGGUAUACAUGAGAGAUCUACCUGUUAGGCCCCAGAUCGAUCCAUCAAACAAAUUUCAGUACAAAUUUGAAGUGCCUUCCAGAUUUGUUCGUCAUAAGCAUCACGAGUUCCCUGACCUUCAGGAGGAGAACUCAAAGCCUCAAGAGAAGCAGCCAACCAGCAACUUCGAGCCGGCAAACAAUAUUCUUGAGUUCAAAGUGGACUACAACACAAACUCGUUGGUCAGAGUGCCCGAGCAUCCUUUAAAGGAAUCCAUCACCGGCAUGUUCGUGUCGAACCCCCUUAUGCAUAAUCUUGAUAACGACUUCCUCUGGGACAUGUAUCCACGUGGCAAAUCAUAUGGAAAUGUUCCUUUCGGAGGUGAUAAGUCGUUUGACGGAUUCAAGAACUGGGAGAACAAGGAAAAUGAUAAAGUCAAACAGAAGGAGUCGCAGUUUGAGUCAAAGGUGAAGGAGGUCAAUGAGUUCAGGGAGACGAUGAGUGAAUCAAAAUCGUUUUACAGAAAACAGUCUACCGCGGCUCCCACAGACAAGCAGCAAAAUACUACGGCGAAGGCUGGCGGAAGACGCAAAUUAGACCGCAGUCUUCUCAAGCAAUAUCGCAAGUACAAGAAAGAAGGGUUGUUCAAGAAAAGGUUUAACAACGACGGUAACAACAACAACAACAACAACAACAACUUCUGA
Molecule: messenger RNA, 867 nt
Organism: Candidozyma duobushaemuli
Lineage: Eukaryota; Fungi; Ascomycota; Pichiomycetes; Serinales; Metschnikowiaceae
Exons: 1
Coding region: 1-867 (288 amino acids)
Source: RefSeq, a predicted model, not a curated record